AUGUCCCAUUCUGGCGGUCCUGAGCUUCGUGGCUCCAACAUUACUCUUGCCAAGAUUAUGGCUGAUACCAAUGUGAAAGAUCGUCAAACAAAGAUUAUCUGUACCAUGGGUCCUUCCUGUUGGGAUGUCCCCAAAUUGGAAGAAUUGAUCGAUGCUGGUAUGAGUGUGGCUCGAUUCAACUUUUCUCACGGUGACCACGAAGGACACAAGGCAUGCUUGGAUCGAGUCCGUACCGCUGCCAAGAACAAGGGAGCUCAUGUUGCUAUCUUGUUGGAUACCAAGGGACCCGAAAUCCGUUCUGGUUUCUUUGCCAAUGACGCCAAGAAAAUCAACUUGGUCAAGGGAGAAACCCUCAUCUUGACCACCGACUACGAGUUCAAGGGCGACAAGACCAAGUUGGCAUGCAGCUACGGGGCAUUGCCCACUUCUGUCAAGGUCGGACAACAAAUUCUCGUGGCCGAUGGUUCUCUUGUUCUCACAGUUUUGGAACUCAACGAGGCUGCCGGGGAAGUUAGUUGCCGCAUUGAAAACAAUGCCGCCAUUGGAGAACGUAAAAACAUGAACUUGCCCGGUGUCAGUGUCGAUUUGCCCGUUCUCAUGGAAAAGGAUAUUCACGAUAUCAAGGACUGGGGUAUCAAGAAUGGUGCCGAUUUCAUCGCCGCUUCCUUUGUCCAAAAGGCUUCCGAUGUCAUCAAGAUUCGUGAGGUCCUUGGUGAAGAAGGAAAGGCAAUCAAGAUUAUCUGCAAGAUUGAAAACUUGGAGGGUCUCGAGAAUUACGACGCCAUUUUGGAUGUCACCGAUGGAAUCAUGGUCGCCCGUGGUGACUUGGGUAUGGAAAUCCCUCCCGAAAAGGUCUUCUUGGCCCAAAAGAUGAUGAUCCGAAAGGCCAACAUUGCCGGAAAGCCUGUCGUCACUGCCACACAAAUGUUGGAAUCCAUGACCACCAACCCCCGACCUACUCGUGCCGAAUGUUCCGAUGUUGCCAACGCUGUCUUGGAUGGAACUGACUGUGUCAUGCUUUCGGGAGAAACCGCCGGAGGAGAGCACCCCACCGCUGCCGUCAAGAUCAUGGCAGAGACUUGCUGUGAGGCCGAAUCCGCUGUCAACUUCAACAGUCUCUACCAGGCUGUCCGAAACUCCACCUUGGCUCGUUACGGUCACCUGAGCACAUCCGAGUCCAUUGCUUCUUCGGCUGUCAAGACUGCCAUUGAUGUCAACGCCAAGGCCAUUAUCGUCUGCUCCGAAUCCGGUGCCACCGCCUCCCAGGUCGCCAAGUUCCGUCCUGGACGUCCCAUUACUGUCUUGACCACAUCCGAGCAAGUGGCCCGUCAAACACAUGGUGUCUUGAAGGGAUGCAAGGCCAUGGUCUUGCCAUCGUUGGAUUCCACUGACGCCGUCAUCACCGAUGUCAUUUCUGGUUUCACCAAGGAAGGAAUCGCCACCGAGGGAGAGCCCGUUGUUGUUGUGCACGGAUCAUCUGCUCGUGUCGGUGCCACCAACAUUAUGCGCAUCCAAUACGCUUAA
Molecule: messenger RNA, 1524 nt
Organism: Seminavis robusta
Lineage: Eukaryota; Bacillariophyta; Bacillariophyceae; Naviculales; Naviculaceae
Source: the annotation of a GenBank genome assembly